This is a messenger RNA of Suricata suricatta (meerkat), 735 nucleotides long. Its product is annotated as DLA class II histocompatibility antigen, DR-1 beta chain-like. Gene Ontology annotation, biological process: immunoglobulin production involved in immunoglobulin-mediated immune response; antigen processing and presentation of exogenous peptide antigen via MHC class II; immune response. The transcript is spliced from 3 exons. The record is from RefSeq and is a predicted model, not a curated record. Gene Ontology annotation, cellular component: late endosome membrane; MHC class II protein complex; lysosomal membrane. Bases 74 to 733 code for a protein of 219 amino acids. Gene Ontology annotation, molecular function: MHC class II protein complex binding. Lineage: Eukaryota; Metazoa; Chordata; Mammalia; Carnivora; Herpestidae.
UAAAGGAGGGUCUUAGUUCUCACUGACUGAGACUUGUCUGUUCCCCUGCCCCCUGUCCUGUCUGUUCUCCAGCAUGCUGUGUCUGUGUGUCCUUGGAGGCUCCUGGAUGACAGCUCUGAUGUUGACAUUGAUGCUGCUGAGCCCUCCCCUGGCUUGGGCAAGGGAUACCCCAGCACAUUACAUGCAGCAGUUUAAGUUUGAGUGUUAUUAUUUCAACGGGACGGAGCGGGUGCGGCUCCUGGCCAGACACAUCUAUAACCGGGAGGAGUUCGCGCGCUUCGACAGCGACGUGGGGGAGUUCCUGGCGGUGACGGAGCUGGGGCGGCCCAUUGCUGAGUCCUGGAACCGGCAGAAGGACGUCGUGGAGCUGAAGCGGGCCGAGGUGGACACGGUGUGCCGACACAACUACGGGGUUUCCGAGAACUUCUUGGUGCCGCGGCGAGUGGAGCCCACCGUGACCGUGUACCCCGCGAAGACCCAGCCCCUGCAGCACCACAACCUCCUGGUCUGCUCGGUGAAUGGCUUCUAUCCGGGCCACAUCGAGGUCAAGUGGUUCCGGAACGGCCAGGAGGAGGAGGCUGGGGUCGUGUCCACAGGCCUGAUCCGUAACGGAGACUGGACCUUCCAGACCCUGGUGAUGCUGGAGACGGUUCCUCGGAGUGGAGAGGUCUACACCUGCCACGUGGAGCAUCCGAGUCGCACGAGCCCUGUCACCGUGGAGUGGCGUGAGUAGCU